Messenger RNA from Trachymyrmex cornetzi, 1420 nucleotides. RefSeq names its product runt-related transcription factor 1. The record is from RefSeq and is a predicted model, not a curated record. Gene Ontology annotation, molecular function: DNA-binding transcription factor activity, RNA polymerase II-specific; RNA polymerase II cis-regulatory region sequence-specific DNA binding; ATP binding. Gene Ontology annotation, cellular component: nucleus. Gene Ontology annotation, biological process: regulation of DNA-templated transcription. The coding region runs from base 306 to 1349 and encodes 347 amino acids. The transcript is spliced from 4 exons. NCBI's taxonomy places the organism in Eukaryota, Metazoa, Arthropoda, Insecta, Hymenoptera, Formicidae.
CGUCGGAUUGCUUUAACAUUUUACCAGUUCGAGGGGUACGAAGGUGCAAUCGAAACAGAACUUCAAAUCAGGAGCACACAAUGCUUCUUCACUGAAAGAGAGAGAAAGAGAGAAGCGGAAAGAGAUAUGUGUGUUUACUGUUAUUCGUUCGAAUGUGAUAGUGAAUAACAAAGAACAACAGUGACCGAUCGUGUUCAUCAAAACAGUGUUUGCACAUAGGAGUUUGAUUUGAUAAUUUGAAUUGAUAGUUUGAAUAAAUAACAUUAAAAAUUACGCCUUUUAAUCUUGGCGCCGAAUUCAAAAAAAUGCAUCUGCGGGAUGGUCCGUCGGGUGCGGGAGAGCCCUUUCGAUCAAUCCACGAAACUGCUCGAAGAUUUCAUGGGGAUUUGGUAACGACAGGAAGCCCCACUAUCAUGUGCAGCUCGUUACCCUCUCACUGGAGAUCAAACAAGUCUCUUCCGGUAGCAUUCAAGGUCAUAGCUCUCGACGAAGUUGCGGAUGGCACCCAAGUUACCAUUAAGGCUGGCAACGACGAAAACUGUUGUGGCGAAUUAAGGAAUUGCACAGCAGUCAUGAAGAGUCAGGUCGCCAAGUUCAACGAUCUUAGAUUCGUCGGUCGCAGUGGAAGAGGAAAAUCAUUUACUCUAACGAUCCAGGUCAACACAAUACCGUACCAAGUAGCCACGUACGCCAAAGCUAUCAAGGUUACAGUAGACGGACCACGCGAACCAAGGUCCAAGUCGAAUUAUCAGUAUACCGCCGGUUUUCAUGGACUUGGUUUACUCAGUCCCUGGUUGGAUGCUACGUACUUCGGAACAGCCUGGACUUUACCGCAUCAUAUGUUUAAAGGACCAUCACCCCCCGAACUAUUCAAUACGUCCAUCGCGCCAAUGUUGCAAUCGUAUCCAGUAGUAGACUACAUCACUACUAGUUAUCACGAUUACAUGAUACCGACAACCAAUGCACACCCGAUGUCACCGAUCCUGCUUCCGGUGAGUCCGGAACACAGAGGAAUGUCGCCUAAAACGUCACCCAAAACGUCGCCCAGAACGUCGCCCAAAACGUCACCCAGAACGUCGCCCAGUCCUAGCGAAUCUGGUAGUGGCGAGUCCGUAACCGAAGAGGUUCGAAGUGCCUUCGUACCUCUUCGACACAACACCUUACCACCCACCACCUCCUCGUCAUCAUCGUCGCCAGACAGAAAUCCUAAAAAACCAACCGAAGGCACGAGAAACGAAUUGAAGGCACCCACCACGCUCAUCUCCGAAGCGUACUCGCACAGGAGUCCGCCGCCGACGAAAAUCUCACAGUCACCUGCGAAAGUCUGGAGGCCGUACUCGAAAUCGUAGAUCCAAGUAGCGCAAGAACGACGUCCCGAAUAUCUUGGAAGAAGGCUAGUGAAAAUGUAUACCCGUGGUGG